AUGGGCUCUCCUGUUAUCAAUUCUCGUAAACCAGAAUACGUUCAUAAGCGGUGUAGUCACUGUUCUACUGAGCUGGAAUUUCAAGCACCAACUUCCUUUACAAAUGCUUCACCUCAAUACUCCGUUAAAUGUCAUUCUUGUCAAAGAAUUUCUCAGUUCUCACAGGAAACUCCUAUUAAUAAUAGUAAUGCUACUACUAAUAACAACAGUCCAAAUUCUAAUGGCUCUAAGAAGUCAAAAAGAGUAUAUGGAACAGCGAAAGAACCAUUAGAAACUGAACUUUAUGAUAUACUUGGUGUUAGUCCAACAGCAUCAAGUAACGAGAUCAAAAAACAAUAUUACAAAUUAGCAUUACAAUUUCACCCUGAUAAAAAUAAAUCAGAUGAUGCAGAACAACGAUUCAAAAAAAUUUCUGAUGCAUACCAAGUUUUAUCAGACCCAAAAUUAAGAGAAAGAUAUAAUGAAUACGGAAGAAAUACUGAAGUUAUGCCAGAAGGCGGUUUUGUUAAUCCAGAAGAUUUCUUUAGACAGCAAUUUGGUGGAGAAAGGUUUGUUGAUAUAAUCGGAGAGAUAUCAAUUGGUCGUGAUAUGAAAGAAGUUUUACAGAAUGCAGCCACAGACGAUGUAUCAAAUGAAGAACUUACAGAGGAGGAAAAAUCACGACGAGAAAGUUCCAAUUCCACGGCCAACUCGCAUGCCCUAGAUGAUGAACGAGAAAAGAUUAGACAACAACGCAUUGGAAAAUUAGUUUCAAAUCUAAUAGAAAAAUUAGCAACAUAUGUGGGUGAAAAUGGUAAGGUUGGGUUGGAUCCAAAGGUGUUUAAGGAAAGAGUCGAGUAUGAGGCAGAAGAAUUAAAAACUGAAUCAUAUGGCGUGGAACUUUUACAUGCAAUCGGAUUCACCUAUUCACUUAAGGCAAAACAAUAUUUGGCUGGUGAACAAAUUCUUGGUUUACCAAGACUUGGUCAUAUUCUAAGAGAAAAAGGUCAUGUAUUUUCAGAAACUAUUUCGACAUUAAAAUCUGCCUUAGAUUUACAACAAUCCUUUAGUCAAUUACAAAAGGCAGAAGAAGCAGGUGUAGACGCCCAGGAAAAAAAUAAAUUGGAAGAAGCAGCUGCAAAUAAGGGUUUAACUGCUUUAUGGAAAGGGUCUAAACUUGAAGUUGAAAGUGUAUUACGGGAAGUGUGUGAUCGUGUUUUGUCUGAUCCUGCUAUACCAAAGGAAAUUUUAGUUAAACGUGCUGAAGGAUUAAAGAUAAUAGGUGCAGUUUAUGAAAAUGUUAAAAGCGAGUAA
Molecule: messenger RNA, 1293 nt
Organism: Entrophospora candida
Lineage: Eukaryota; Fungi; Glomeromycota; Glomeromycetes; Entrophosporales; Entrophosporaceae
Source: the annotation of a GenBank genome assembly